AUGUCGGAAUCAUCACUGUCACCGUCGUCAACAACCUCAUUUCCACCAACUUCGGCUUCAGUCUCUGCCACGACGACAGACCCCCCAUUCUUCAUUGAUCCGGCUACAAUGUCACCUUUGCCAAAUUCCAACGGUCGCGACGUUGAUAUGGCUCUGGUCAAGACGGUUUUGGCGUGGCUUUUCCCUAUAAUCGGGAUUAUAACGACAGUCGUGAUUGUCAUGUGGAUGUGCGCACAUAAAUCUGCCCUGGACUCUAGCUUGGUGCUAACGACUCCUUCCCCUAUCCAAUUCUUCGCUCGCAAACGCACAGACUCGACCAUUCCCACUAGUAGAGCCCGACGCGUUCCUCGUACGACAGCCCUUGCACAGCUCAACGUUGAGGACAAUGGAUACUACCCAUACGUUGUACCGCCGGCCCUCGUUUACGCGCAACGAAGCAGGCGAGUUCGGACGAGGGGCGCUGAUGUGGAUGUUUACGGGAGACGCAUGGACGGCGGCGGGGAUCACGACGACCUAGGCGACAAGGAUGAGCUGCCCGCAUAUGAACAUGCGGGUGGGCCGCCGAACUAUGUGGAUUUGGAAGUAGGACAUCCUAGAGCGGUAACUAUACGUUCAGAGUGUGCGCCGUCUUACCAACCCACUCCCCACCAUCUACAGCAACACGCCCCGCCUGCUGUACAAAGCACCCCCGGAGCACCUCCAAAUCCUGAUGAAUAUCCCCCGCCUCCUUCUCUGCAUGACCCUCAAAACGAUCCCGCUCGUUAA
Molecule: messenger RNA, 765 nt
Organism: Pleurotus ostreatus (oyster mushroom)
Lineage: Eukaryota; Fungi; Basidiomycota; Agaricomycetes; Agaricales; Pleurotaceae
Exons: 3
Coding region: 1-765 (254 amino acids)
Source: RefSeq, a predicted model, not a curated record